Molecule: messenger RNA, 504 nt
Organism: Laccaria bicolor S238N-H82
Lineage: Eukaryota; Fungi; Basidiomycota; Agaricomycetes; Agaricales; Hydnangiaceae
Exons: 2
Source: RefSeq, a predicted model, not a curated record
AUGACACACCACGACAACCACACCACAACUACGACGCUCCACGACACUUCGGCACCCUGCCACGUCACGCAACGCCCACGAAAAACGCACGCCAUGGCCCCAGAGCCACGAACGACCUCACGUGGGAGCCAGGCCACACGUAGGACAACGGACGACGAUGACGAUGAUGACGACAAUCAUAUCGUCGUCGUCAUUGUAUAUCAAACACGAACGACACGGAUGGCCAGCAAACGACGGAUGGACUACGACGAAGACACGCCGAGUGCCGACCACCAUGAGACCUGCCAAGCGCCGACCACCGUUAAGAAACGAAGAUGAGCGCCCAUCAACACCACCUACAAACGGCGGCGAUGGCUCAGCCAUUGCCCAUGAUUCCUCACUGCCUUCCCCCCCAUUCCCUUAUGGCCCUUCACUCCCUCCCCAAUUCCUCCCUCUCCCAUUCCCUCACUCCCCCCAUUCACCUCACUCCCCCCAUUCACCUCACUCCCCCCCCAUUCCCUCACU